Messenger RNA from Paracoccidioides brasiliensis Pb18, 3978 nucleotides. RefSeq lists its product as uncharacterized. The coding region runs from base 1 to 3978 and encodes 1325 amino acids. The transcript has 3 exons. The record is from RefSeq and is a predicted model, not a curated record.
AUGACGGAUAUACCAAAUAAAGCUCAGCGAAGGAAAAGUUUAAGUAUUUUAGGCCCAACGGGUCUGUUGGGCUCUGGCUUCGCUGGCUCGGCCAAAAAUCCCCGGAGGCAUGAUCGAUCUGUUUCUGAUGGCUGGCGUGAGAAACACGAUUCUGAUUCGCAACCACAAAAGGAGAGGCUAAGGUUGCGGAAAAGUACCGGGCGUCCUGCCAGUAGUAGUGGCUCGCUCUUCAUCACGGAAAGCCUCACCUUAAUAUCAUCCGAGGACAGUUCCCAUCCACGAUCGAAAUCUUUCCAGAAAUCCAUGCGAAAAUCUGUGUUUGGGUCCUUGCGGUCGCUGGGCUCCCUCGAUGACGACCAGCCCUCUACAAGAACCCGUUCCAAAGCAUCCUCGGGCGAUGAGGAGGAUUCUCCCACCAACUUGGCAAAUCUGAAGUCCCUUCUGGGCACCCAAGUCCUACACCAUGGCGAAGUCCAGACAACGGGUGGCAUGUGGCGGAAGAAGAGUCAGUAUUUGGUCCUGACGGAUACACACCUUGUCAGGUUCAAAAACCAGUCGAAGGCAGCGGAAGUUUUUCCGUCAAUUCCUGCGACCUGGGGUCGAAAUUCUUCACCUUCUACGGCCACAAACAGACAGUCAAUGGUCUCAAUUACCUCCUUUCAGGAUUCCCACAUGGCACCUUAUUCAGAUCUUACGUCAGGAAUACCCUUGAACAGCAUCGUGGCUGUCUACAGGCUUGAUGAUGGACGACCUUACUUUUCCAUUGAGGUCUGCCACAUGGACGAACGAUCUGCCAAGCCUUCGUCCUUGCUACUGCAGCUCAAUGACCCGGGAGAGUCGGAAUUAUGGCUGGCGGGGAUACGCGCAGCAGCGGACCAAAUACGCGCCAUUGAUCCCCUUAAAUUUGACCAGAAGUCCGUGGAAUACGUUGCCCGGGCCCUCGAACAGGAACGAGAUUACGACCCAGAUUGUUUCCGGAUGUACAAAGUUGUGCAACGCGUGUCCACCAAAUCCGGCGGAAGGUCAUCGAAUGACGACCUGGCAAAGCUCACAUCAAAUGUGUGUUAUUUGGCAAUCGGAGUUCACAAGAUCCACCUAAUACUCCUUCCGAAGUCAUCAAACCGGAGUUCGGUCGCCUCUCUAACCGAGUUGGAUGUGAGCAUGUCAUUUGGGAUUAUGACGUUGACAUCUUUGUCAAUGCAACGGGGUGAUGAUUCUUUUCAAUUGAUAUUCCGUGUACCACUGUGCCAACCUUUCGCUGUGCAUCUUUCCUCAUCGUUCUCCAGCGAGAUCGCUAUUUUAAUACGGCAAAGAGCGGAAUGGCUCAGACCUGAAUGGCUUCAGCAACCGUUUAUCUUUAAUGUCCCUCAACAUGUAGAAGACCAAGUCACACCAUUAAUGUACAUGGAUCAAGAUCACGGGGGUUUCGACCGCACUCUUACCGCAUAUUGCGCUGCCUAUGACAUCGAUACCUCGAAUAUACGUUAUACAAUUGAUUACGCCUGCGAUGACGCUCCGUGCUUCCGUUUACUACAACCUGCAAAUAGCAAAGAUCGCCGUAAAUAUUCUACCUUGGAACUUCUUUCUGUCAUGCGUUCUCUGCGAUAUAAUGAGUCUUUUGUUUCAAUCUCGUUUAUGGACAUUAAUUUAGAUGUUCUCCAUCGCGUACGCGACUCCUUUGGGUUUGACAUUGACGCAGCAACUACGCGCUCCAACAUCGCUAUUCGACUUCCAGGCCAAGAAAAGAUGUCCAUCUUGUCUCAAGAAAUCCGUGCUUUAACUCUAAAAAAUAGGCGACUUCGAAGGCUGGACUUCUCGUUUUGUCUCACGAGACAGCCUACCUCUAGCAAAGGAAUGCUUGACCCGGGAUGCGGCAUACCGGAAGCCAUAUAUCCCCUUUGCCGACGCCAGCUGACGAACGUGGAUUGGAUUGUUCUCAAUGGCAUCAAACUUGGCGACUCUGACUUGGAUUAUCUUGUUGAUGCAGCAUCGCAGAAAUCCUCUCACCUUCGCGCCCUUGAGGUUAGCCAUUGUGGUCUGUCAAUCCAUGAUCUUGACCUUAUCCUUUCUACAAUCACUGCUCAGGAGAACACUCUGGAAUCUAUCGAUAUCUCCGGUGUCCAGGGUAGGCUGAGCCCUGAACUAUUUCAGCAGCAGAUAGGAUACUUUGCUCAUAUCCGGAGGAUUAACCUUUCACACAUUUCAAGGACCACAGGUCCGGAGCCACUUAUUGCGCCAGAAACAUUGCUCAAUUGGCGACUGGAGGAGCUGUCCCUGAGUCACACCGCCGUUAAUGAACAAACUGUGGAUUCGAUAGCAGCAUACCUAUCAAGUUCUAAAUCUAGCACGCUUCGGAACCUGAAACUCGACCAAUGUGGCCUCACCGGGAAAGAUGUAGCUAUAUUUCUCCAUUCCAUGACAGACGAUUCUGGGAAACCGAGAAACAUGCAUCUUCACGUGAGUGAGAAUCGCCUUCAUGUCGACUACUCCCUCCUGUUCAACGCGAUAGCCAAGAAUAAGACCCCUACACAUCUUACCAUGAGGAUGAUGGAAUUUCAAAAAGAAGACCAUUUUCGCCAAUUGGUUGAUGCAGUACGCAAAAAUACAACCUUGAAGUAUCUCGAUAUAUCAAAGGCAUCAUUACCAUAUGACGCCGGUCCGGAAACGUGCAAAGCUCUUCAACUAAUGUUCGAGAAAAAUUCGACGAUCGAGGAAUUGGAUAUUAGUGGUGAAUAUGCCCACCUGGAUGUUGCUAGAUUUGGCAUCGGUCUAAAUCUUGCGUUAACUGGACUGAAGAAGAAUACCUCACUGAGGGUAUUAAAGAUCGAGCAUCAAAGACUGGGUUUACAAGGAGCAAAUACCCUUGCUUCUGUUCUGGAGGAAAAUGAAACACUACUAGAAGUGUACUGUGACAACAAUGAAAUUAACCUGCAGUCAUUCACGGUUCUAGUCAACGGUUUACAACUGAACAAAAAGCUGUUGCAUCUCCCGUCAAUGGUACGUGACAGGGAACAGUGCCUGGAACGAGUGCGCCGCGAAAUUGAAUCUGUCAACCAAAAUACCCCAAAUGCUGUCGGACCGAAAGGGAAUUCGAUCCGCAAAAGUCUCCAUGCUGCUGUCUCCGGCGGAGUUGGAAGCUCGGGACACAAGCUUCAAAAAGCAUCACCUACAUCACCGCACCAUGCGAAUUCACAUGUAACUACAUUCUUUUCCCCAUUAGCGUCAUCUACGCCGAUUCUCGCUAGCUCAACCGCACCUCCACACUUUAUCCGGCAGGAUGUGCAAGUUGUGCUUCAAUCGCUAGGUCACAGAUGGGAUGCAGAGGUGGAUCGACUUCAACGAUAUUUGGUUCGAAACUACAACAUCACCCACGGCCUCAUUGAUGAACAUUGCAAUGGCCUCGAUGACGAUUCAAUUAAUGACGAGCGGCCUACAACGGCAGCCAGUUUGGACACAUUCCUCAACCAGCUCUCCUUCGACCCCAUUGAUUCAUCCGAAACCGGAGAAUCAGUUCCCUACUUGUCAGACACUCCUGACCAAACCGGGACUCCUCUAGAUGAAGAUGCGGAGAAUCUUACCAUACAAGACUCCUCGAAUGAUAGAAAUUCGUCAAAUGUCGAACAACCCUUUAUCCACCCUACACCCCCACCCCUCCCGAAAGCUCACACAUCCAACGCUCUGCACACAACCUCCUCCAAUAUAUCCGUUCCGACCCCUUCCCUGCCGCGUUUGUUCGUCCCAGGCACCGGUAAUCACAGCAUCCGCAUGACUAAGAGUAGCAACAGCCUAAGUUCUCCCACGAACACAAGUGCAUCAACCACUACCGGCACGCGACUUUCUGAAACCGCAUCCUCGCUUCGUGCGUUGCUCAUGGCACGACCCGCGGAGCGAAAGGAGUUAAGGAAAGAGAAAUUGACCAUUGAGACACUUAGCCAGCCUCCCAGGCUUGACUGGAGGUUGCCUGACUUGGAAACUUGA